This is a messenger RNA of Piliocolobus tephrosceles (Ugandan red Colobus), 2451 nucleotides long. It is a transcript of the gene CYB5R2, whose product is annotated as cytochrome b5 reductase 2. Lineage: Eukaryota; Metazoa; Chordata; Mammalia; Primates; Cercopithecidae. Bases 198 to 1115 code for a protein of 305 amino acids. The transcript is spliced from 10 exons. The record is from RefSeq and is a predicted model, not a curated record. Gene Ontology annotation, molecular function: FAD binding; oxidoreductase activity. Gene Ontology annotation, cellular component: mitochondrion.
GGCCCUUCUCGGGGAGCGGGCCAGCAGCCGAGGUCCCAGCCUGCGGGAUCCGCCCGAGCCUCUGCCCUCCUGGGCGCGCGUGUCCGCGUCUCGGCCGGUUCCUCGUUGGCCAGGCGGAGCUGCAGGGCGGCGCCACGAGUCUGCCGGCCCGCUGGGGGAGCCGCGCUCCGGCCCCCGGCCAAACCCAGUUCGACGACAUGUUGGGCGUCUCACUCCGGGACCCGUCACUGCUCCUGACCAUCACCGUCAUUGGGGUCACUGUUCUCCUGUUGGUCCUGAAGAGCAUGAACUCUAGGAAGAGAGAGCCUAUCACCUUACAAGACCCUGAAGCCAAGUACCCGCUGCCCUUGAUUGAGAAAGAGAAAAUCAGCCACAACACCCGGAGGUUCCGCUUUGAACUGCCUUCGCCUGACCAUGUCUUAGGACUUCCUGUAGGUAACUAUGUCCAGCUCUUGGCGAAAAUUGAUAAUGAAUUGGUGGUCAGGGCUUACACGCCUGUCUCCAGUGAUGAUGACAGAGGCUUUGUGGACCUAAUUAUAAAGAUCUACUUCAAAAAUGUACACCCCCAAUAUCCUGAAGGGGGCAAGAUGACUCAGUAUUUGGAGAACAUGAAAAUCGGGGACACCAUCUUUUUUCGAGGGCCAAAGGGACGCUUGUUUUACCAUGGGCCAGGGAAUCUUGGAAUCAGACCAGACCAGACGAGUGAGCCUAAAAAAAAACUGGCCCAUCACCUGGGAAUGAUUGCUGGGGGCACAGGCAUCACACCCAUGUUGCAGCUCAUUCGCCACAUCACCAAGGACCCCAGUGACAGCACCAGGAUGUCCCUCAUCUUUGCCAACCAGACAGAGGAGGAUAUAUUGGUCAGAAAAGAGCUUGAAGAAAUUGCCAGCACUCACCCAGACCAGUUCGACCUGUGGUACACCUUGGACAGGCCUCCUAUUGGCUGGAAGUACAGCUCAGGCUUUGUUACUGCCGACAUGAUCAAGGAGCACCUUCCUCCUCCAGGGAAGUCCACGCUCAUCCUGGUGUGUGGCCCACCACCCCUGAUCCAGACGGCGGCUCACCCUAACCUGGAGAAGUUGGGUUAUACCCAGGACAUGAUUUUCACCUACUAACACCUCCAUGUGCUCAGGAAAUUUGCAUGUCCCUUUUCAUCUGUUUCAGACAGGUUUUAUUAACUAACAGCUCUCCUCCUCGCGUGUGAGAGCCUCCAGGAUGUCACCAGGAAUAGCAUGAGCCAUCUAGUCUGCGUGCUGAUAUCGCACUGCCCUCCCACAAAAGUGGUCUGCAGACCAUGUAUAAAAGUACAAGAGGUAUGAAGCCUGCGGUGAAGAGCACAGCAUGGUUGAAGACACGCGGACCCUAGGGCCACCCCUGGACACCUGUCCCACAGCUCUGCUUUGUGCCUGUCGGCACCCUGUCUGAGACACCCUGCCAGCCCAGACUGGGCUUGCAGAGAGGGCUGUGUGCCAGCUGCCCACAGAAGCAAAAGCUCCGGACCCCCACACAUGCCUCCCUACGCUCUCGGCCAUGAAGAAAGUCAUCUCCAGUCAUCAGAGUCGGGGGCAGGCAGGCGAGAGUCAUUCAGCAGCUGGUCCUGGCUCAGCAUUGUCUGAAAAGGACACAGCCGAAGGGUCAAUUUAACAGAGUUUUGGUCCAGGCUGCCCUGCGGCAGCUGCAUGGGAAGUAGAGGGCACUGGGUGAGGGCUGCAUCUGACGCAGGUGAACUGUACAGUGUUUAUAGUGUCCCAAGAAACCCUGAGUAUUGGAUCAGAAUAAACAAUACUAUUAAGAUAAAAAUAAAUUGUUCAUCUUAGAAAUAAAUUUUCUAUUUUCAGGCCACCAAAGGACUAGAUCAUAAGGGCAAGUGUGCUCAGAUUCCUUUCAUGGGUGGGCCAAUAAAUAAAAACGUUGAAUAAAACGGAUCCUGUUUGGAGUCAGGGAGACUUCCCUGUUUUGUCCUUGGAUACAAGGAGAGUCGUGUGUCCCUGUCCCUGUCCUGUCUUCCCAAUGGGCCUUGUUAGACAAGCAAAGUACAGUGACAGGGGCCUCGAUGGGGACAGACACUACAGCCAACAGGCUCAGUGAUGGGAUGUCCAAGAACUAAAAGGCCUUGGGAGUUAUGGGUCCUCAAAAGCAAAUCCUGUGCUCUGUGGCUGCGCUCUGUGGCUGGCCUUUUCCUGCCGGCUCUAGUCUGCCUGUAAGCCUGGCAAGGAGGGUAUCAUUAGCCCUGCUUUACAGAUAACUAGCCAAAGCUCAGGAGAGAAUGACACCCCAGGUCACAGAGCUAGUGAAGUCAGAGCAGGGACUUGAGCCUCACUCCAAAACUGCUUUUUGAGGCCAAGCUUCUUCCCCAUAAUAUAGUUUGUCCUUUCGGGCAUGCCAGAUGUGCUCACAAGGCUGUCAACACUUUGUGAUACCCACAAAGUCAGAGGCACGAUAGGAAAUGCA